Molecule: messenger RNA, 3126 nt
Organism: Chaetomium globosum CBS 148.51
Lineage: Eukaryota; Fungi; Ascomycota; Sordariomycetes; Sordariales; Chaetomiaceae
Exons: 7
Coding region: 1-3126 (1041 amino acids)
Source: RefSeq, a predicted model, not a curated record
AUGUUCGCCCAAGGCAAGCCCUUGACGACGCCCUCCGUCCUCAAGCUAGCCGCCGCCGCCUCCCUCUUCCUCGUCGUCCUCUUCUUCUUCCUCCCCCACGACGCCACCUCCCGCAUCAUCCCGACCCCUCGCGUCGACCUCACCCCAACGCACCGCCCCUCCACCCCACCCCGCGACGAUGUGAUCCCCAACCAAGUCCACUUCGUCUACAUCCUCCCCAACACCACCAACGACUUCCACUUCCAAUUCAGCCACUUCCUCUCCCUCUACGCCGCCUGGCACCACUUCCGCCCCGAGGCCAUCCACCUGCACACCAACGCGCACCCCACCGGGCCCGAAAUCGCCCGCGCGCGCAACGGCACCGCCGGCAAAUGGAACGCCCACAUCUUCAACACCACCCUCAUCCCCCUGCACAUCCACACCGUCCCGGUCCCCACCCACGCGGGCAACGGCCAGCCCCUCGCCAACAUGGAACACCGCUCCGACUUCGUCCGCGUCCAGGCCGUCCACGACCACGGCGGCGUCUACCUCGACUGGGACGUGCACGCCCUGCGUGACCUGCGCCCCCUGCGCGAGAGCGGGUUCCGAGCGGUGGCGGGCCGCCAGCUGGGCGGGCAGAUCAACAGCGGCACGUUCAUGUCGGUGAGGGGGGGCAGGAUGGUGCGGUUGUGGAGGGAGCAGAUGCAUGAGGUGUAUACGGGCGGGUGGACGACGCACUCGAAUGAGGUGAUUACGCGCGUGGGGCAGCGGUUGGUGGGUGAGCCCGGGGGCAGGGAGAUGUUGAUUAUGGAGAGGGAGGCGUUUGCGCCGGGGAGUUGGAAGGCGGAGGAUACGGAUGCGUUGUUUGGGGUGCGUGGGGAUGUGGAGAGUAAUUUGGUGGGGUAUAGCGAGGGGAUGGCGCUGCCGGGGUAUGAGGAGGCGUUUGAGGCGCGGUGGGAGAGGCCGGAGGAGUUUAAGGAGUGGGAGAGGGAUUGGUCGUUUACGUAUUUGUUGCAUGCGUUUACCCCGGAUAGGUGGUCGCAUAAGGUCGAGGGGUUUGAGCAUAUCACGCCGAGGUAUGUGUUGGAGAGGAGAAGCAAUUUUGCGAGGGCCGUGUAUCCCAUCGCGAAGAUUAUGUCGCUGCUCCGGGCUGAGGCCGCCGACUUCCGCACCAAGAGUUAUAGCGAUGAUGAAGCCCGAGGUAUUGCUUAUCGAAUUCCCCGCGAGUCAACUCCGCCCGAUCAACCCCUUCGCGAUGGCAGUGGGCAUGGCGUUUGGUUUUCCUCCGCCACCGAUGUCGCCGCGCGUCAGAAUCGGACCGCCAUGGGGCGCCUCAUCUCCGAGUGUCCGGAGUCUACCUCGCAGUGCUCCCUUGUGCCCCUUGCUGGUCCAAAUCUUACAAUAUCCGGCUGCAAGCAGUCUGGGCCGCCAUGCGGACAGAAGAAGAAGAUUUUCAUUCACAAUCAUGUUGUGUUGUUCACAUUUGGCCAAGGGGUGAGGGGCUGUGCACCAGCCAUGAGCAUCAGGAAAUCGGGGCAGGCGUAUGCAGUGGCCUUUGAAACUCUGCAAGCUUUUGGUCAGCCAAGCAAUGGAUUAGUUUUGUUAGGUGUGGUUGCAGCCCGCAACCCCCGUACCCCCGGGAACCGCAUACGACGAAGUGUUUCACGACCGAGCACGUUUCUUGCGAGCCCGCUGGGAUGGUGGAGAGGAGGGGAGCGUGGAGGGCCGGGUUCAGGCUCGCCGAUGCCGAGCUCGAGCCUGCCUUUUCUCCGCACAUGCAAAUAUAUUGCGCUCGUUCCCCGGCGCUGUAGCGGUACGACGAUGGACCACUUGCACACCAAAUGCUUCUGGGAGCUGUUCUCACAACCUUUGGCAUCUCUCCCCACCUCAACAUCACGACAUCUCCCCACAAGGCGCGCGAUGGCAGUCUCCUUUGACCGCCAGAUCUUUUACCUCCCUCCUGCGGUGGCGAGUCCCAAGCCUUUGUCCCCGCCGCUGCCGCAGAAGGCGCACGAUUCUCAAUCCAGCAGCGCUGGGGGGUCGCAAGCCGAUGCCAUCCUGAUCCCAAGCGAUGACGAGUUUGAUGAUCUCGAUGGCCGGUCCGACACAUCUGUCGAGUCGAUUGAUAAGCUCCUGCCGAAUACGCGCACCAAGGUUGAAUCCGGCCGUGUUACUGGUGCAGUUCUGGCCGGCUUUGUUGAGUUCGGGCCAGAACAGGCAUCCGCAGCCGACGACACUUUGUGCGAUGCCGCCGUUCCAGAGGCGGACGCCGCCUCCUUCGCCGAACACGGAGCCACAUACCAUGGCUAUAGAACGCAGCACAGCUCUCAGCCGCUCGAAAAGCCAUGCGGGACGACGUCGAAUCGUGACGGUUCCAUAUGCCUUGACAUCGAGGAGUGGGAUCGGCGGUUUCCAUUCUCACCCGAGGCGCUUCGGCGGAGGUUGCAAGCCAGACGUGCCGCCAAGAGCGCACAUAACGCUGCAGAAGCCGAUCAGUCGCAGUCUAUCUUGGACUAUCUUUGUCCGCCUCAAGAUCCACGCCCGGGAUUGCCUCCAGUCAUGGGGCCGGCAACAGCGAUCAGACGAGCAACCCAGGACACCGUCAUCCGGUUCCAGACAACAGAGGAGAGCAGUGCUCAACAAGGUCCAGAGCGCCGCCAAAGCCAGCGCAAAGUUUCCAACCCGCAAUCUUCAGGGGCGUCCGCUCUGGAAGAGGAGACGCCCGCGGCCGCUUUUGCAAGCUUUGAGGAAUGGCCACUCGAAGCGGUCCUCAAGCGCGUUUGGGUGGGCGGGGCAGCGACGUUUCAGGUGGAGUUCAUGUGGAAUCCUUGUACGAAUCAUGGACGACAUGAACGCGCACCAGAAAACCCGCGGCGCAAGGCACCAGCAGGGGCGAUCUCUUCGACGGUGCGCACCCUCUCUUCACGGGUUGCUUCCACAGCUGAGAAGGUUCAAGGCGACGAGUAUUUUAACGUCGAGGAGAUUUUGGAGUGGCGAGAGGGAGAAGAUGGGCCGGAGUACUUGGUCAAGUGGGCAGGGUAUGGGCACAGGCACAAUACUUGGGAACCUGCUGCGCAUUUCGAGCAGUGUCUUGAGAUCCUAGAGCAGUUUCACCAAGAGAAGGGACUGCCUCCCCCUUGUAUAUAG